Micropterus dolomieu (smallmouth bass) is the source of this 3002-nucleotide messenger RNA. Its product is annotated as sodium/potassium/calcium exchanger 3-like. Gene Ontology annotation, molecular function: calcium channel activity; calcium, potassium:sodium antiporter activity. Gene Ontology annotation, biological process: calcium ion transmembrane transport; intracellular calcium ion homeostasis. The record is from RefSeq and is a predicted model, not a curated record. Gene Ontology annotation, cellular component: membrane. The transcript is spliced from 17 exons. Lineage: Eukaryota; Metazoa; Chordata; Actinopteri; Centrarchiformes; Centrarchidae. The coding region runs from base 378 to 2231 and encodes 617 amino acids.
GGGGGGGGGGGAUCCUAUUCAGAGGUAGAGGGACGUGAGGACCGAUUGAAUCGAGGGAUGUUUAUUGUUUGUGUGUGUGUAUAGUUGCUGGCAGAUGAUUCAUUGUCUUUGCGUGUCUGCUGGAGUUGGAGCUUAUGGAUGCUGCGCCGGUGCUGAGAUGCUGAUGACAGGCCGAGCCUAUGAAAGCACCCUCUUGUAUCGUGGAUGGAGCCGAAAGCUGUAAGCUACAACAGUUGAAAGACGAUAAACAAUAGAGAUAAAGAGAGCAACAGGCCCGUUUGAUCCAGCCUGUAAGCGGGGCACCGUAGCGGCUGUGUGAGGAGCAGCAGCGGCGGUGGCGACAUGUUCUGAGCGGAGAGCCGGCGAGCGGCGGUGGGAUGAAGGCACCGAGGAGACCGAGGCAGACGCGGCUGCUCGCCCGGUUCUGCGUCUGUGGAGUCGGUCUGCUCGCAGCCGCCUGGGUCUUUCACCUCAAUGAUGUUACAGUCUCCCAUGGAACCACUGUGUAUCGUGACAUCUCCUUGUCCAAGAGAGAGCUCAUCCAGCAAAAAGAAGACAACAACCAGACUGGCAGUAUUUCUAAAUCAGGUGUCAGUGAUUUUCCUGAAGACAUCUUUACUCAGGAGCAGAGGAGACAGGGAGCUGUUCUCCUUCAUGCUCUCUGUGCUAUCUACAUGUUUCAUGCGCUGGCCAUCGUGUGCGAUGUUUACUUUGUUCCAUCACUGGAAAAAGUAUCAGAGAAUCUUCAGCUCAGUCAGGAUGUUGCGGGGGCAACCUUCAUGGCAGCUGGGAGCUCCGCCCCCGAGCUCUUCACCUCUUUGAUUGGGGUAUUCAUCACAAAGGGAGACGUGGGUGUGGGAACUAUCGUAGGAUCAGCUGUCUUUAACAUCCUGGUCAUCAUCGGCAUCUGUGGCAUCUUCUCCGGACAGCCCAUCUCUCUGAGCUGGUGGCCUUUGUUUCGCGAUGCUGUCUUCUACAUCCUGUCCAUAUUGGUGCUUAUCCUGGUGAUCUAUGAUGAAAAAGUCAUGUGGUGGGAGACCAUCAUCCUGAUCUCUAUGUACGGAAUCUACAUAAUCAUCAUGAAGUUCAACAGAUCUCUGUGUAGCCUGGUAGAGAGACACUGCGGGAGGGCGGGUCAGCCGUGUCUGGGCAGUCUGCGACGGACGACUGCUGUCGGAAGCGCUGGAGACUGUGACAACGACAUGGUACCGCUGAAACCAGAUUCGUGCGUGGUGGCCGGACAGGAUUCAGGGGUGGUGAUGGUGGAUGAGAUGCUUAACCUGCACCCCCACCAGCUCUCCUUCUCAGAGGCAAGCCUCCGCCUUCUCAUCACCUCACAUUUUCCCCCCUUCACCCGCCUGCGCAUGGCAGGACGCAUGAUUAUCAACGAGAGGCAGAGGCUGAUUCGUGCUCGAGUUGGCCCGGAGGAGGGGGGAGCUUCAGGGGAGGAAAGUGUGGGUGCUAACGGGGCAUGGGGGAGGGAGAACAGGACGCUGGCCGAGGGAGACACUCAGCCGCUGGAGGGAGAGAGGGAGAGGGGUAAAGAGAUGGAGGGGGAGACAGGUGGGGGAGCACAGCCUAAAGAGGAAGAGGAAGAGGAGGAAGAGCAGGAGGAAGGAGAGGAGGAUAACUCACCUUUCAAACCCUUCGUCCUGCCAGAUGGUUGGUGUGUGCGCCUGAAGUGGCUGCUCUCUUGGCCCCUGAGCGUCCUGCUUCACUGCACCAUCCCCGACUGCAGCCUGCCACGGUGGGAGAGCUGGUACCUGCUCACCUUCCUGUCCUCCACGCUCUGGAUAGCCAUCUUCUCCUACCUCAUGGUCUGGAUGGUGACCAUAAUCAGUUACACACUUGGAAUCCCAGAAGUCAUCAUGGGCAUCACUUUUCUGGCAGCCGGCACCAGUGUCCCUGACUGUAUGGCCAGCCUCAUUGUCGCCCGACAAGGGAUGGGCGACAUGGCUGUGUCCAACUCCAUCGGCAGUAAUGUCUUUGAUGUGCUGCUGGGCCUGGGCUUCCCCUGGGCGCUGAGGACUAUUGUAGUCAGCUAUGGAUCAGUGGUGACAAUCAACAGCAAAGGCCUGGUGUACUCUGUGAUUCUGCUGUUGGCCUCGGUCGUACUUACUGUCCUGUGUGUCCAUCUGAACUCCUGGAGGUUGGACCGUAGGCUGGGACUCACUCUCAUUCUGCUUUACGCCAUCUUUCUCCUCUGCUCCGUCGGCUUUGAGAGACUAUAGAGGACAAACACAAACACACACACACACACACACACACACACACUCCCCCAGGCACAUAGUCAUACAAAAGGACGCACAAACAAGUGGUCCUACUCCUUUUCCACCUUCACUGCUGCCAUUAUUAGUCAAAUGUACAGAUAGAUGAAUUUUUGUUUCAGUACACGGUGGCUGUACAUGUUCGAGCAGCGUUUCUGCGACACAGCUUCCCAAAAGCUGCAUUGUUUACCUUUGAUAAAUGAGAAUUUUACAUAGUUUUGUACCGGGCACCUCCGAUUUUGUGAAAUAAAACUGAUAAUGCACUAUGUCUCACAACAAUACAAGUAUUGCAUUUGUUUUCUGAAACCAAGACUAUUGUACAAGAAACCCCAAAGUGUGUUCAUUUACUUAUUAAUACUUUACGACUGCCACAAGUAACCUCAAUGGCCAGAUGAUUAUACAUGUAAGAUUAUGUAGUUGCUUCUCAGUGCGUGCAGAUAUUUUAUGUCAAGUUUAAUGUCAUGUUUUAAUCACGCCUUGGUGUGUGUAGUUGUGAACAACAUAGCAUGGCUGAUCAUCACGCUCCAGAUAAUUGCACUAAGCCACUGUUGUCCUGGCCUUGUACAUGAUGUAGCCCCAUACCCUCCUACCCUUUUUCCUAUAAGCUUCUCAGCACAGUUUAUGAGCUGGAACAAAGGCAACUGUAUGCUACAAGGUGUUUUUGAACAUCUGUGUUUGGAGAGAGUCCUUGAGUGUAUGUUGUUGAGUGCAAUAAUAAAACAUUUUGCUCUGUGA